This is a messenger RNA of Hyaena hyaena (striped hyena), 1032 nucleotides long. RefSeq names its product nudix hydrolase 7 (gene NUDT7). The transcript has 4 exons. Gene Ontology annotation, molecular function: coenzyme A diphosphatase activity; magnesium ion binding; manganese ion binding. The record is from RefSeq and is a predicted model, not a curated record. Lineage: Eukaryota; Metazoa; Chordata; Mammalia; Carnivora; Hyaenidae. Gene Ontology annotation, biological process: nucleoside diphosphate metabolic process; coenzyme A catabolic process. Bases 46 to 762 code for a protein of 238 amino acids.
GCGCCAGCGAGGAGUUUGGGUCCGGAAACAAAUUUUGCGCUGGAGAUGUCUCGACCCGGUCCUGCCCCGGAGCCUGUCAGAGACAGAUUGAUAGAUGAUGCUAAGGCCCGCUUAAAAAAGCAUGAUGCUGGGACCAGAUAUUCUCACCUGUCCUACGACAAAUACUCCGUCCUUAUACCAUUGUUGGCGAAAGAAGGAAAACUCUAUCUGUUGUUUACCCUCCGGUCAGAGAAGCUGAGGAGGUCACCUGGAGAAGUCUGCUUUCCCGGAGGCAAGCGUGAACCCACGGACGAGGAUGCUGUGGCCACGGCUCUCCGGGAAGCCCAGGAGGAAGUGGGGCUGCGCCCCUGCCAGGUAGAGGUCGUCUGCCGCCUUGUGCCCUAUCUCCUAGAGAGAGAUACGCUGAUAAGCCCUGUUGUAGGAUUUAUAGACCACAACUUCCAGGCCCAGCCUAAUCCCGAUGAAGUUAAGAAGGUGUUCCUGGUGCCUCUGGAGUAUUUCCUGCAUCCCCGUGUCUACCACCAGAGUCACAUGACACUUUCUGGCCACCAUGUGGUUGUUCAUUGCUUUGAGUACAGCCAUCCUGAAGAUGGUGUCACCUACCAAAUCAAGGGAAUAACGGCGAAAUUUGCCCUGUUGGUUGCCUUAAUUAUUUUGGGGGGAAAACCCAUCUUUGAAGUUGAAUUUAAUCUUGAUGAUCUAGUUUCCUCCUCUGAAAAGAUCUUCCUGAAGCAUCACAAACAUGCUAUAGGCAAGUUAUGAUUUAUGAGACUAAUCCCAAAAACUAAGGGGAUUUGGUGUGUGCUUACCCAUAAGAACAACAAUAACACCAGCUGUCGGAAACUGACAGGUGCGAAUAUUUUUUUUCCACAAUAUGAAAGUAAAAAAUACCUUGCCUUUUCCCCGCUCUGCCCUCUAUUACCUGAAAGAGCAAAAAGUCUUUCAAAAGUGGAAAAAUGUGAGGAGCGCCUGGGUGGUUCAGUCAGUUAAGUGUCAGACUUUGGCUCAGGUCAUGAUCUUGUGGUCCAUGAG